Messenger RNA from Phragmites australis (common reed), 997 nucleotides. Its product is annotated as monothiol glutaredoxin-S5-like. The transcript has a single exon. Bases 201 to 650 code for a protein of 149 amino acids. The record is from RefSeq and is a predicted model, not a curated record. Lineage: Eukaryota; Viridiplantae; Streptophyta; Magnoliopsida; Poales; Poaceae.
CGCGAACCGAUCGAAAUCUCCCCGGCGUCGCCGGCGGGGCCCGCGGUGCCGUCAGCUGCACACAUCACCUUCCCUGUAUAUAUCCCGCCUCCCAGCGCCCAACCAUCGCGAUCCACACAAUCACGCCCGCGAGAGAGAGAGAGUUGUUAAGGGGAGACUCGGGACGUCAAAACGAGAACAACGCACGUCGGGAGGGAGCAAUGUAUCAGGCCAUCCCCUACAGCAGCGCCCGGCCGUGGCUCAUGCCGGCGCCGGCGCCGGCACCCGAGGCGCCCCUCGUCGCCGUGAAGCCGGAGCCAGCGGAGGAGACCGGACGACCCGCGGCGGCCGAUGCGGCAGGGGACGACGCUAGGGCGGAGGUGGGGAGGACCGUGGCGGAGAGCCCGGUGCUGGUGGUGGGGCGGCGCGGGUGCUGCCUGAGCCACGUGGUGAAGCGGCUGCUGCAGGGUCUCGGGGUCAACCCGGCCGUGCACGAGGUCGCCGACGAGGCCGCGCUCGCCGGGGUCGUGCCGGCCGGCGCCGAGGCCGCCACGCUCCCGGCGGUGUUCGUCGGAGGGAAGCUUCUGGGCGGGCUCGACCAGCUCAUGGCCGUCCACAUCUCGGGCGAGCUCGUGCCCAUCCUCAAGAAGGCCGGUGCCCUCUGGCUCUAAUUUAAUCCGCAGCUUCUUCAUUUUCUUUUCUUUUCCUUUUCCUUUCAGAAAUGAUGGCGUCGUGAUUAAUCCUGGCCGUUGGUUUGAGUUUUACGCCGCUGCGGAUGUGCUCUAGGAUUUUGAUAUUUCUUUAGGGUGUGCGAAAAAUGAAGAUCAGAGAGCUAAAGCCAGUGCUUCUAAUUAUAAUUUUAUUUAGUAUCUGCCUGGUAGUGUGUGAUGAGAUGAGUACUCGCUUCUUCCAUCAUGUGAAUACGGGAGACGAGCGAGCAGCAGAGAAAGAGACGUUUCAGCAUCUGUACAGUCGUUUCCGUUUCUGAAUCAAUGAGAAUGAGCUGUCCAGUUUCCAA